UCGGACGCGCGCGCGAGGAUGCCCUGCAGGGGAGGAAAGGUGGUCCUCGGGCGGGCCGGCGGCGUGGAAGCUCGGGCAGCCCCGCCUCGCGGGGAGAUGCGCGCCCCGCGCCCCCACCCCUCUCUACUCGGCUGCGGAGGGCCCCGCCCCGACCUGCGCUGCGGCUGACCUCGCGCCCGCGUGCGUGGAGGACGCUCGCAGUUGCCGCGCGCCCACCUCGCGUCCCCACGUCGGCACCGGCCCGCGGCGGCAGCUAGGUCCUCCGAGAGCGGCGACCGCACGACCGAGGCCCGGGGCACCCGCGGGCCGGCGCCGCACCCCAGCCCCCGGCCGCCGCGGCACAAUGGCCCCGAAGGCUGCGGAGACCUGGCCUGCGCGGGGGCGCCGGAGCGCCACAAGCCCCGCCUCCAGGCCGGCGCCCUGACAACGCGAGCGGCCCGGCCGCGCCGCCCGCUCCCCGCCCUCCGGCGGCCGGCACCCGGCGGGGAGGGCCAGAGCGUUGCAGCCGCCGCCGCUCCAGCAGCCGCUGCUCCGCACCGCCGGUCCGGGGCGGGGGCCAGGGCCCUGCUGCCGCCGCCGCCGCCUCCCGCCAUGCGCCAGGGCGGCCCGGGGGACUCGGCCCCCCGCGAGCCCGCCCUCGGAACCCCGGCGCUCCCCAACCCCUUCGUGCACGAGUUACAUCUCUCCCGCCUCCAGCGGGUGAAGUUCUGCUUCCUGGGGAUACUGCUGGCCCCCAUCCGAGUGCUUCUGGCCUUUGUCAUCCUCUUUCUCCUCUGGCCCUUUGCCUGGCUACAAGUCGCAGGUCUUACUGAGGAGCAACUUCAGGAACCAAUUACAGGAUGGAGGAAGACUGUGUGCCACAAUGGGGUGCUGAGCCUGAGCCGCCUGCUCUUUUUCCUGCUGGGCUUCCUCCGGAUCCGUGUUCGUGGCCAGCGGGCCUCUCGCCUUCAGGCUCCUGUCCUCGUUGCUGCCCCCCACUCUACUUUCUUCGACCCCAUUGUUCUGCUGCCCUGUGACCUUCCCAAGGUUGUCUCCCGAGCCGAGAACCUUUCUGUGCCCGUCAUUGGAGCCCUUCUUCGAUUCAACCAAGCCAUCUUGGUGUCCCGGCAUGACCCAGCUUCCCGUCGAAGAGUGGUGGAGGAGGUCCGGAGGAGGGCCACCUCGGGAGGCAAGUGGCCCCAGGUACUAUUCUUUCCCGAAGGCACCUGUUCUAACAAGAAGGCUCUGCUUAAAUUCAAACCAGGAGCCUUCAUUGCAGGGGUGCCUGUGCAGCCUGUCCUCAUCCGCUACCCCAAUAGUCUGGAUACCACCAGCUGGGCAUGGAGGGGCCCUGGAGUGCUCAAAGUGCUGUGGCUCACAGCUUCUCAGCCCUGCAGCAUUGUGGAUGUGGAGUUCCUCCCCGUGUAUCAGCCUAGCCCUGAGGAGAGCAGAGACCCCACCCUGUAUGCCAACAAUGUCCAGCGGGUCAUGGCACAGGCCCUGGGCAUUCCAGCCACUGAGUGUGAGUUUGUGGGCAGCUUGCCUGUCAUUGUGGUUGGCCGGCUGAAGGUAGCUUUGGAGCCACAGCUCUGGGAGCUAGGAAAGGUGCUUCAGAAGGCAGGCUUGUCACCUGGCUGUGUGGAUGCUGAGGCAGAGCCAGGCCGGAGUCGAAUGAUCAGCCAGGAGGAGUUUGCCAGGCAGCUACAGCUCUUGGAUCCUCAGACGGUGGCUGGUGCCUUCAGCUACUUCCAGCAGGAUGCCAGCGGUUUGGUGGACUUCCGAGAUGUGGCACUCGCGCUAGCAGCUUUGGAUGGAGGCAGGAGCCUGGAGGAUCUGACUCGCCUGGCCUUUGAGCUCUUUGCUGAAGAGCAGACAGAGGGACCUGGCCGGCUGUUGUACGAAGAUGGCUUCAGCACCAUCCUGCACCUGCUGCUGGGCUCGCCCCGCCCUGCUGCCACAACUCUGCAUGCUGAGCUGUGCCAGGCAGGAGCCAGCCAUGGCCUCUCCCUCUGUCAGUUCCAGAACUUCUCCCUCCACGACCCGCUCUAUGGGAAGCUCUUCAGCACCUACCUGCACCCCCCACACACCGCUCGAGGCACCUGCCCCGUGCCAGGUGCCUCCCCACGCAGCCCCCCUGCUCUGGCCAACGGGACUGUGCAGGCACCCAAGCAGAAGGGCGACUGAGCACCUCAGCCUCCUGCUCCUUCCACCUCAGCUCGAAUCCAGCCCCACAACUCAGGGCAGCGCCGGGAGCCCACCCUAGGCCUCAACCCCAUUUUUGCUCUUGUUUGUUUUUGUUGUCAUUAUUUGUUUUUUUAAGUUGAUUUGUUUGUUUGGGUUUUUUUUUGUAAGAAACUAUUUUAUAUAUAAAUAUAAAUCUAUAUCUGUAUUAAAAAAAAAAUGAAGCGCA
Molecule: messenger RNA, 2389 nt
Organism: Cavia porcellus (domestic guinea pig)
Lineage: Eukaryota; Metazoa; Chordata; Mammalia; Rodentia; Caviidae
Gene: Lpcat4
Product: lysophosphatidylcholine acyltransferase 4
Exons: 14
Coding region: 592-2163 (523 amino acids)
Biological process (GO): phosphatidylcholine acyl-chain remodeling
Cellular component (GO): endoplasmic reticulum
Molecular function (GO): lysophosphatidic acid acyltransferase activity; 1-acylglycerophosphocholine O-acyltransferase activity
Source: RefSeq, a predicted model, not a curated record